Molecule: messenger RNA, 1333 nt
Organism: Emiliania huxleyi CCMP1516
Lineage: Eukaryota; Haptophyta; Isochrysidales; Noelaerhabdaceae
Exons: 7
Source: RefSeq, a predicted model, not a curated record
CUUGCUGUCGGAGAAGGAUUGGCUCAGCGGCGCGAUGCAGACCGCGGAGAGCAGAGUGGGGGAGGGGUCCGACAGCCCGACCGCGCGCGCGUGCAAGACGGGCAUGCAAAAGCUGCGCGGUCUCUUCAUCAAGGGAUCCAAGGGUCGGCUGCGCGGCGACGGCAACGACGAGGAGGCGAUGGCGGGAAAGCGGGGCACGCUCGAGUACAACGAGGAGGAGGAGGCCAUGGAGGAGAUUUCCGAUCUGCCGGAGAUCAAUCGCAGCGGCUCCAAGCCCUUUGGUAGCGGGUGGGGCCCAGCCUCUCCGGCGACGCCGCGCGGCCUGCUCGGCGGCGCGCAGCCGGUGGCGCGCGACGCGAGCCUCGAGCACCACGCGCCCCCCGAGUGGGUGGUGACGUACGUGCGGCUGCUGCGUGGCCGCCCUCUCCGCUGGUUCUUCCUCCUCCUCUGGCUCUCGCUCACCCUCUCCGGCGCGUCGAUCUACUUUCCCCUCACGCGGAUCCUCAAGAUCUCGGUGGAGCCUCCGUACGGCUCAGAGAGCGAGGCGGCGAAGAUCACGUACGCGGAGAACUUUCCUCCCGAGCCGGUGACGCUGGUGGCGCUGCUGUCGACCAACCAGCGCAACGCGCCCAACCAGACGCUAAUCAACGCCGACGCGGAGAUGCAGCUCGAGCUGCUGCCGCCCUUCUUCUCGUACAACCCGGAGGGAGACCUCACCGCGGAGACCGAGUCCAUCUCCCUCGACCUCAAGAAGCGCGUCCAGCCCUACCUCGAGCUAGUCGAGUGGCCGGCAGAUGUGGCGAGCGGGCAGCAGGCGGGGGAGGCCAGCGCAGAACGCGGCUCGACGUCGGUUCGAGCCUCGGGCGUGCCCGCGCCGCCGCCGUCCCCAGCGCAGCUCAAGCCGAAGUGCGAGUUCAACUUUUACUCCUUCUUCGACAUGCCGUUCGAGGUCCAGAUGGUGGCGCACUCGUUUCUCUUUCCGAGCAACUUUGGCGGGCAGGAGGGCAUGAUCGCCGUGCACCUCGUCAGCUGCUACGGCCACGCUAUCUACAAGGAGUGCGUCUACAAGCACGAGUGGUUCUGCGAGCCGGUCGCCGAGCUGCUCGAGUCAUGGGCGGGCUACCGCGAGUGGAGGAUGGAGGAGUUCCCAGAGUCGCCGGUCGACUUGACGUUUGUCUCGUACCCGGUCGUCUACGAGGAUAUCAUCAUGGGGAUCGAGUGGGGGAUGGCCCUCUCGACGGUCGCGACCAUCCUCGCCUUCAUCGUGCUCGCAAUCAUGCUGCGCAACAUCCGGCAGCUCGGCCUCGUCGCCUGCAACAUUCUGACCGGGAUC